CUCCCCCUACCCCUCCCUUCCGCUUCUCGGCACAUUAUAUAAGCCUGAGUUACGGCGACUGUUGGCACUGCACACGCGGCCUCCGUAAGGAACAUUCGCUGGGUAUUUCUGAGUGAUAGGUCUUGCAUCAUAAAGAUGAGGGUGCUUCCUCUGGCGCUGCUGGUUGGGCUUCUGGCCGUCUCCGACGCCAAGGUCUUCAAGAAGUGCGAAUUCGCGAGGCUGUUGGAAACGAGGUAUCACCUCUCCAGGAAUGACAUCAAGAACUGGGUGUGCAUCGCGGAGUUCGAGUCGUCCUUCAACACGGCCGCCAUCAACCGCAACCGCAACCGCAGCACAGACUACGGUAUCUUCCAGAUCAACAACAAAUACUGGUGUGGCAGCGAUUAUGGCAAGAACGUCUGUGGAAUCCCAUGUUCCGAUCUGAUGCGUGAUGAUAUCACGGCUUCCCUGAGGUGCGCCGAGACUGUCCGCCGCGAAACCGAACGCUACAGUGGCCGUGGGAAUGGCUACACUGCCUGGGUGGCUUACAAUAGCAAGUGCAAGAAUCGCAACCUCGAUCAGUACAUGGCUGAUUGUUGGUCUCGUGGUUCCAACUCUAUAUUCCCAUUCUAAAGGACCCACUGCAAGAUCUAUGCUCUAGAUUUACAGCCUGGCACGGCAAAUACUGGAUAAAUGUCAUCUCAGUUUUCAGAAUGAUUCAUAUUGGAAUAUACAGCGCUUCUGUUCAGGAAUUUCAUGAUUUCUAGCAAAAUUUCGGAUUACAGUAUUCUGGAACAUCCAACUGUACUUUAUGUUUGUAAUGAAUAAAAUUUAAGGAGCAA
This is a messenger RNA of Penaeus indicus, 821 nucleotides long. Its product is annotated as lysozyme C. NCBI's taxonomy places the organism in Eukaryota, Metazoa, Arthropoda, Malacostraca, Decapoda, Penaeidae. The transcript is spliced from 5 exons. Gene Ontology annotation, molecular function: lysozyme activity. The record is from RefSeq and is a predicted model, not a curated record. Bases 136 to 612 code for a protein of 158 amino acids.